Paramacrobiotus metropolitanus is the source of this 2187-nucleotide messenger RNA. Its product is annotated as receptor-like tyrosine-protein kinase kin-16. The record is from RefSeq and is a predicted model, not a curated record. Gene Ontology annotation, biological process: cell surface receptor protein tyrosine kinase signaling pathway; multicellular organism development; protein phosphorylation. Lineage: Eukaryota; Metazoa; Tardigrada; Eutardigrada; Parachela; Macrobiotidae. Gene Ontology annotation, molecular function: transmembrane receptor protein tyrosine kinase activity; hydrolase activity, hydrolyzing O-glycosyl compounds; ATP binding. Gene Ontology annotation, cellular component: signaling receptor complex. The transcript is spliced from 7 exons. Bases 86 to 2047 code for a protein of 653 amino acids.
AUGACAACGCGAUCAUAACCAAAAAACAGUAAGAUGCUGGUCAUGAUCUGACAAAAAUAAAUACGGUUUCUUCAUUGUCGUUUCUAUGGAUCAGUUUUUAUCCGUAUGCCUGUGUCUUCUCCUCGCACGAGGACUUUGUGAUGAAGAGAGGGUUGAAGUGUUCCGGGAUGAUUUCGAGACGUUAGAUUUUGAGAAAUGGGACAUGAAAUCUUGGCAGAAAGUGCGCGUUAAUAACGGUGUAUUGUCACUGCGAAGUGUUCUAAACUGUGACAAUGGAUCACUGUACCGCAACGAUAUCGGCUAUAUCCGCACCAGGAAUUUUACUUUUAAAUACGGUGAACUGCUAAUUCGAUUCAAAUAUCCCAGCAUGUCAGCUGAGGAAGCCAGCGGAGGCUCGCUGUUGAGGCUGUCGUCUGAUGUACGUCCAUGGGAGGUUUACAUUGGUGCUGUUGCAAAAUAUCCACGCGAUAUCGGUGGUGUGGUAAAUUACAUUACGGCUUCGGGAAAAGAUGGUCACUAUUAUCAAAGUUACCACUACUUGGGCGGUAUUUUUAGCAAGAGAGACCUGACAUUCGAUUUUCACCUGUACCGCCUAGUCUGGACUAAAGAGCGCGUGGAACUUUUUCUGGAUGACAGCCGGAUAAUUAACCUUACCGUACCGGAACCGAAAGACUGGCCUGCAAUGAGAUUCGAUAUGUUUACCACUUCGGACAUCGAAGAAUCAGUUUGCCAAAACCAAUCAAUUAAACGUUCUUAUGAGCUUCUAAUUGACUACAUUAUUGUUCGACAAUAUUCCAGCCGACCGAGCAGUGGACAUUCGAACGGCCGUAUUGAAGUGAUCCUGGGCGUAAUUCUUCCGGUAGCAGUGGUAGCAUCAGUAACAGUUUCCUGUUUUCUGCUGUGGCGCGCCAGACAGCGUCGUACUGAGCGAGCCGAGAGUAAAUUAAACUUGACGGCUUCGCUCAGCGUUUCUGAAGUUCCAAGUGAAUACACGAUGACGGUGUUUGAUCUCAGCGCGGAAGCGGCGAAUUUGCAUGCUGAUGCACGCGUGAGAGCAAUGGAAAUCUCGCUGCUUAAUUUGCAUAUCACCAAUAUGGUUUUGGGUCGUGGCUUGACCAGCGUUAUCCGGAAAGGACUCCUACGUGGACGUUAUCAUCAGUCUGCACUAACUGAGGUUGCCGUUAAAAGCGUGAGAGAUGACCGGGAUCUAAUGGAACGACGACAACUGAUGCAAGAACUGAGAGUUUUGACGACACUGGAUUCUCAUCCGAAUAUUGUGAAGCUCGUUGGAGUGGUACUGAAAGGAGAACUCCUCGUGGUUACUGAAUACGCUAAGUUUGGUUGUCUCAAAUAUUUACUGAAAGUUCUUGGUGCGGAACGGUUUUACAACCACGUAAGCCCAGACGGAGACAUCUUAGCCUAUGACGAAGAUGAAGCGGAACGAAUUAAAUUCACCAAAGAGCAACUAUCGUGCCCUGUGGAUACUAUGCAAUAUGCGGGUUUGGUUUUGUCCACGCAAACGUUGCUCGUUUACGCUGGCCAGAUUAGUCGUGGGAUGGAGUACCUGAGUGCCUCGUCCAUUGUCCACCGGGAUCUAGCCGCUCGAAAUAUUCUCAUCUGUGAUGGAAAUGUUGCCAAAAUAUCUGAUUUUGGAUUAGCGCGGCAAGGCUCGGAAUAUGUUAUCCAGGCGUCUAAGGAGGCGCUACCCGUUCGCUGGAUGCCGCCAGAAUCUAUCCAGAAUGCAGUUUAUUCUGAGAAGUCGGACGUGUGGUCGUUUGGUGUGGUUUUAUGGGAAAUGUUUAGCCUGGGCGCCUUACCCUACGCCGGCUUCCGUAUUUCACCCGGGAACAACAUUUCGGAUUUCCUGACGGCACUGCAGACGGGGUCACGGUUGGAUAAGCCGUCUGCUUGUCCAAUCAUAAUUUACGAUUUGAUGUGCGAAUGCUGGAAACUGUCACCUGAUGACCGUACGGAUUUUCUUCGGCUGACCAAGAAUUUACAGAAUAUUAUUGAUGCUGUAUGCAUCGCACAUAUACCCUCCGAAUAAAGAGGCACCUUUGUGUGCAAAAGCACAUAAACUAUUUUUUAAAUAUAUCUUUCUGCAUGCUGUCAUUUCCCAUGGUUACUUUUCAUUAUUAUACUGUAUAUCGUGAUCAAAACCUACUACAGCAGUCAGUUACUAGAAAA